GUCGGUGACGGGGUCGAUCGGGAGCGGCGCAUCCGGGUCCGGUAGCCGCCACGCCCCGCUGCGCCUGGCGGCCUCACCCCGAGCCUUUCCGAAGAGCUCCUGGAGGUCUCAGCGCCGUCCUGGUGCGCGCUGGGGGCCACUGCCACCGGAAGAUGCUGUGCCCGGUAACGCCGCCAGCGCCAGGCCGAGCUGGCAGUGUCGCCCCUGCUCGACAGUUCUCAAGCAGCGACUGGACCAAAGGGAACUUGAGGCAGAAGCCCCUCUUCUGUUGCUGUUGCAUUUGUUUUCGAGACUGUGGUUACCUGCUUCGUGGUGCUUGCAGCAGUACCUCUACACCAGCAGACGGUGACUUCCAGGGGCAUCGCUCUGCUUCGCUUAAGGAGGUUCUAUAAUGAUGAUAUAAUCAGGAUCUGCUGUUACUUAUUUACCUAGAGAAUUUCCUGUUUUGAUCUGAUCCUGUUUCCUGAAAGAGAUGAAAAAAGGACCAGAAGCCGGAGCUUGUCCCCUUGCCAUUCCAGGCAAUUUAGUGGAGUCAAAUCCAGACAAUAACAGCAGUGAUGGAGCUUCAGCAAAAGAGAAAGACACGCUUUCCUCUUCUGGAGAACUGGAAAAUGUACAGCUGAAACCUAACAGAGAAACAUCCAGAAAAAAGCUCUGUGGCUAUUUAAAUAAGCUGGGCAUCAAGGGGCCAAUCAAGACCUGGAAGUCUCGCUGGUUCUUUUACGAUGAAAACAAAUGUAACUUACUAUAUUACAGAACUGCACAGGACAUCAACCCUUUGGGGUCUAUCGAUCUCUCCAAUGCCAGUUUUGACUGCAAGGUGGAAAACGGGGAAGGGGUUUUUGAGAUCAGAACACCAAGCAGAGUUUUUACUUUGAAGGCAAUCAGCAAACAGGCAAUGAUGUACUGGCUGCAGCAGCUACAAAUGAGACGCUGGGAAUUUUGCAACGCUCAGAGCAGAUUUCCUGUGGGCAGCUCCCAGCUUGUGAAUGAACCUCUGGCUGGCAGAACAAAUGUUGUUUACAAUGAAGACUUCCUGCCUCCAGUGAAAACACCAACAGAAGCAGUGGGUUUAAAGGCAGCAUCUUUGCCUGCACCCCAAACAUCUACUGCUUUGCAGAACAUCUCCCUUAAGCACCCUUGGACAGAGAUACAAAACACUGUUUACAAUAUCUGUGGCUCCAAGCAGCUCUGGGGGAACAACGGGAAUGUCUUUAGCUUCAGUGACUUCCAGGAGCAUCCUGAGGACCCAGAUGAGCAGCAAAAGGCAGAAGUGGAGGCCCGGUGUGCAGUAAAGGAGGGGAUCCCAGAGGAGGCAAAGGCGGAGUCCAGGCUGAACUGGGUUAGGAAAGCCAGGUGGAUGAACAGUGGCUUCCUAGGCUUACCUGAAGAGCUGUCCAGGGAGAGGAACCCAAUGGAUAAAGUGAGUGUUCUUCAGCAACAGAUCCUGACACUCACAGAGGAAGUCAAGUCGCAGAAGGAGCUGGUUAAACUUCUCCACAAAGCUCUGGAGGCAGCUCAGCAGGAGAAAAGAGUAUCUAACAUGUAUCUCACUGCAGCAGAAGAUAAGGACAGGCUGGAGCUGGUGCGCCACAAAGUGAGACAAAUUGCAGAUCUCACCAGUCGACUGGAAGCUCUUGAGCAAGAAAAGAAGGAGCUGGAGCAGACACUAACUCUGAGAGAAAGCCACAUCCAGGAACUCAAGGAGCACAUGCAGCUUCUGAUGGAGAAGAACCACGCCAAACAGGAAGUCAUCAUGGCCUUGACAGAGCAGAUGGCCCGAGAGCUCUCUGACUCCCUGCAAGAAGCCAACACUAUCACUGCAGAGACAUUGUAUAAGCAGCAGGAGGAGAUUGAGCACCUGAAGGAUGAUAUUGAUGCAUACAAAACCCAGAACCAAUUUCUCAACUCGGAGAUCCAUCAGGUUACUAGACUCUGGACAAGAGUUGCUGAGAAUGAAAAAGCCCUUCUCAUGAAGUGUGCCUGUUUGCAAGCACGAAACUGCCAGAUGGAGAGCAAAUACCUGACAGUUCUGCGGAAGCUGCAGGAGGCUGUGCCUGACCUGCCCAGCUCCCAUGCCGAGUUGGUGAGGAACCUCAUUCAGGAAGCACUCCAGUGGGAUGUGAAGAAAGAAGCAGAAGAAGGUUUUAACCUGAACCCUGUAAGUGAGUAUGAUGAGUAUGGAUUUAUGACUGUACCAGACUAUGAAGUUGAGGACUGGAAGCUUCUGGCCAAAAUCCAAGCCCUGGAGAUAAAGUCCAACAACCUGUGGAGCCAGGAAGUAGUGGAGAAGCCCCUCCGUGACAGGUGGAAUGGCGUUGGAGAGCUGAGCCCCUCUGCAGAGCUGAAGAGCCUGAUCCGAAGUGGCAUUCCAGUGGAGCAUCGGCAACGGGUCUGGAGGUGGAUUAUCAGCCGGCGCUGCAGCCAUUUGCCUGGCCACUACCAGCGGCUGUUACGGCAGAGCGAGAGCACCGAGCACCCUGCCUGCCGGCAGAUCGAGCUUGACCUGCCCCGCACACUGACCAACAACAAGCAUUUUUCCUCUCCCACCUCCCAGCUCAUCCCUAAACUCCGGAGGGUGUUGCUGGCAUUCUCCUGGCACAAUCCUACCAUUGGAUACUGCCAGGGGCUGAACAGAUUGGCAGCUGUUGCUCUCCUGGUCCUGGAAGAUGAGGAAAGUGCUUUUUGGUGCCUAGUUCAUAUUGUGGAGAACCUAAUGCCAGCAGACUACUACAGUGACACACUGAUAACCUCACAGGUAGAUCAGAGAGUCUUCAAAGACUUCCUGUCAGAGAAGCUGCCUCGCCUCAUGGCUCAUUUUGAGCAGUAUCGGAUUGAUGUCUCACUCAUCACCUUCAACUGGUUUCUGGUGGCCUUUGUGGACAGCCUGGUCAGCGACAUCCUCCUACGAGUGUGGGAUGCCUUCUUGUAUGAAGGAACUAAGGUGAUUUUCCGCUAUGCUCUUGCGAUUUUUAAAUACAACGAGGAGGAAAUCCUAAGAAUUCAUGACAGUGUGGAGAUCUACCAGUAUCUACGCUUUUUCACAAGAAUGAUCACGGAUGGCAGGAAGCUGAUGAACAUUGCCUUCAAUGACUUAAACCCCUUCCCCAUGAAACUGCUGAGGAACCGGCGGUCAAUGCACCGGGAAGAGCUGGAGGCAGAGCUGUGUGAGCUGGAACAGAUCAAAGCAGCCUACGUAAAAGAGAGAGCAGAGCAGGCGCCUCAGGACCUGAAGGAGUUUGUUAGUGAAGAGGAAGAUGAGAUUUAACAAAAACAGAAUUCCUCAUCUCUUCCCUCCCACCUUGCAGAAGGUCUUCAAUAGCAACUGUCUGUUAGAGAUGGAGCAGAGGAGGAAAGGUGGUCACAGCAGGAGUUCAUCUGCCCCAGGAAGCAAGGCUGUACGUAUAAGACCUUUUGGGUACUAAGCCAGACUUUGUAAUGGUUUGGAAGGUGUCAAAGGAAUUUUAUCCUCUUCUGUACUUCUCCCCAUUCAGCCCAACUUGUUCCGUGUGGCUCAGGCUUACAGCUGAAGGUCCAUAGGAAAUAGCAGUUGUGGUUCUAUGACAGAAGUUGACAUGGUGCAAAAGACCCAGCCAGGCAGGACUAUUCUGUCUUUUCUGGUGACAGCUUGAAACAGAUCUUUAUGUACAAGUAAAAUCACCAGAAAUAAUGAACCGAGAGCACUCCCUUGUUAGUACCCAAAGCUUCUGAACCUGUGAGGAAGAAAACCUUCUCUUUGAAGAUAUGGUGCCUUCAGUGGCUAGCCUGCCAGGGGAGUGUCUGUUUAAUAUUGCAGUUACUGGGUCAUGACACUGUUUCCAGAUGAAUGUUGGACAUCUUCCCAUUGGGCUCAGGCUGGGCCACAUAAAGUGGGUUGUGGGAAAGCAGAGCUUCUUCUCCAAUUUAUUUUUGUUCCUGGGGAAGUCCAUAGGAGCACAAUUUGUGUCUUCGUGCCUGGCUGGGAAAUACUGGGAGCUACCUCUCCUCUUUGUUUAGCUUUGAGCAAAGCUACUAUGGGUUGGCUUGACCCAGGCAGCUCUGUGCCUUCCGGAGGUGAGUUCGCUUCAGAGAGGAGCUCUCCUCUCAGUGUUAAACCGACUGUAGUCUGGCUGCAGGUAGGGCCUAAUGUUACGGAGACUGACUACUGGGGACACCUGGGUCUUCUGAUCAUCUCACACUUGGCCAGGAUGAGUGUGUGGCCGUCUGUCUCUGCCUCAGAGUUCUGUUCGUCCUGUGCUGGGCUUCUACAUUGAUAUCUCUGUCUCCGACUCUCCUUCACAAUGGGAAGGAGGAGGUCUUUUCUGUAAAAGUUUCCUAUAUUUCCUAUAUUGAAGUUGUUUGACCCAUGGAAUAUGGCACUCUGCCACCUGCAAGCCACUUUGACUAGGUCACAAAAGAUGGCUUAGAAAAUCCAUUAUUUUCCUGUGAACCAAGGAGUUGGCCUUCAUGGGUCCAGCACACAGAGAUGCCUGGCCUGCCUCUGAGAAUGGGGUCUGGCAGCUUUCUUCCCUGCCUCCCAAGCUUGCCUUUCCUCUGGGCUGGAUGCCAUGCCUGCGCAGCUCAGUCCUCCACAGACCCCCCUGAGUCAAGUGCUUCAAAUAAAUACAACUUCUUCCUAACAUGCUGCCAGAUCCUCCUGCCCCACUUCCCUGCUGAGUGGUGCUUUAUUCCAGGUAUGCCUGCAGUGCUGGCAUGGACACUGUGCAGCAGAUCUCACUCUAAGUGGGGUUCUGCUCUACAUUUUUAGACUGACCUUGAACCCAGUGGAUGCUGCCUCCUUUAAUCCUGUUGUGGUAUGAAGUUGUCUGCUUGCAGAGGAAGGGAAAGAAGAGUUUCAUAGACCGUACCACUCUCAGCCAGGUGAACUGUAGCCAAGAUCAUAUACUAGUGAAAAGAGCAACAGCCCCUACUCACCUGAGACAUCUGGUUUGCCUCAGCCCUGUCUUUGGCACAACUGGAUAAAUCAGCCUGUUUCAAACAAGCAUAAAAGUUUGAGUUGUGGAGAGAGCUGUGGAGGCCAGCCACACAGUACAGAAGUAAUCAAAGCAGAAAUGAGGUUUUGAGAAGAGCAGAUAGAUGACCCAAGAGUGAGGUGGGUCCCCUGCAUGUCACUGAUAGCUGCACACAUUCAAAGUGUGGGAUGAGAAGAACCAGUCUUACCACACUAUCUCAGAAAAAUGCAUUGCUUUUAAAGUGAUGCCAUCUAGCUACAGAAGCUCAAAAGGCAGAAGUUUUGUUUUUAACAGAUGAUGUUGCUAAUUAAUUUACUCAUGCUGUUACGUGAAUGGGUGCACACAAAUACAGAUUUUUGCUACUGUUAUAGACUUUUGAAAGGCAUUAUCUUAAACCAAUACCAUGGAAAUUGGAUGUAUACUUAAAAUUGUAUUUUUCCUAGAGCUUAAAAAUAUUUCCUUCCAUCUUGCCCUUAUAUUUUUUAAAAAAGGCAUUUGAAACAUGCAUUAUUAAACCAAACCAUAGCCUGAUGUAUGUCUACAGUAUGAAUAAACAUUGGUCUAUGUAGUAUAUAAUGACCCACUAAAAAUAAACUUUUCUGAAGAAGA
Messenger RNA from Columba livia (rock pigeon), 5561 nucleotides. It is a transcript of the gene TBC1D2, whose product is annotated as TBC1 domain family member 2. The record is from RefSeq and is a predicted model, not a curated record. The transcript is spliced from 15 exons. NCBI's taxonomy places the organism in Eukaryota, Metazoa, Chordata, Aves, Columbiformes, Columbidae. Bases 473 to 3268 code for a protein of 931 amino acids.